CUCUCAAGUCAUUUUCUGUGAAACAUUUUUUUUGUAUAAACAAAAUAUUUUAAGGAUGUAGUGCAAGUGAAAGAAAUUAUUGUCGAUAUUUUAGUCCUUGGAAAUUUAUUUCUGAGGACUAAAAGUUAGGAAAUAACAAGAAUAAAAAACAAUGAACGACGACCAAAUUUCAAAACUACCUCUACAUGACAAAACACUAAUUAAAGGCAACAAAAUAUGUAAAACAUCAUGAUGACUCGCAUUAACCCUCGUGACAUUUUAAAAAAAUGAAAAUUGUAGCGAAAUCCAAGACAUCUUUUAUUUGUGUCAGGCUCUAGGGAAGAAAGCGGAUUAUCAUUGAGUCAGCUGAAUCUUAAAACAUUGAAAACGGCCUCAAGGACAUGAGCCGCUAUUAUUGCGUCGCCGUUAAUUUGUGUGGUUGUAAAAGUCAUGCUUGCGUUGUCGAGGCCGACACCACCACCACCAGUAUUGUUUGCAAUAUCACCAAAGAGAACGAGAAGCGAGGACAAAAGUUGCAACAAGAGGAAUUGUACAACGUCAAAAAGCUGCCGCCAUUCUGUUCAAGAAAGAAACGCGCACGGACACGAAGAAAAAUUUGUGUUUCAGCAUGUUAGAAAAUUCAAUCGAAAACUCAUCAAAAAGUGUUCCGCAUCAAAGAAACGCCAUAUCAUCAUUUUUGUGACUACAGCUACUAGAAGAGAUGUAAAAAAAUGUAAAAUUUUUAUCGUUUUUCAUUCUCGAUUCAUAUGCAGAAAUAAUAAAAUUGUAGCAUAUGCCACGACACCGAUUUGCGGUCGCAGUGACAGGACCCACAUCACUUCACGGAUUUUCGAUGAAAAAGUCGCAUUGCCGGCCAUGUGGUUAACUGAUGUUCGAUGGUGGCAAUGGCUAUGGUGGAUCAAUGACUAUUAUCGGCUCUACAUUAACGAAUUACCACACCUUAAUGUUGUCUCCAGGUUUCAAGUACCAAUUAGUUAUGUGAAAAAAAGUAAAAAAUCACUACGACGAGAGUUUAUGUUGUUGUUAAAGCGAGAUAAAAUAAUAAGUGAUCAUUAUUUUUUGCCAUCACUACAUCACUUUUUCGUAGUCAUUCAAACUAUUCACUGUGUUAUCGUUAUUAUUAUAGUUGACUUGAUGAGAUGUUUUAUUAUCAAUUUUAUUGGAAAUAUAUUUUUAUACUGUUGCCACGAACAAGUACACGAGAAAAACGACAGAAGUGAACAACAAUUGAGUAUUUUGCCUUUUACUAGAAACUUUAUUGACUUUGUUUGGAAGAAACAACACACGAAUACGAGAAGAAAAGGAGAAAAAUCAAUUUUUACUGAAUACGAACCUAGAACUAACAAAGAUAAAAAUAAUAACAAAUUUAUAAUAAAUAAUAGUAAAAAUAAUAGCAAGAGAACAAGAAGUUGUUGUGAUCGAGUAACAUGCAAUGAACGAACAAAAUGGAAUAUGAAAGACAUUUUCUUACCAUCCCACGCCUCAGUACAAGGAAUUGAAUUACUAAUAAAAUUUCUAUUAUUUUUAUCAAUAUCGUCAUACACGUGCAUAAUCAAUGUAACAAACAGUUUUGUAUCUUCUUUAUCAUCGCAAACACAGCAACAACAUCCGUCGCUUGUAGUGCCGCCAAAUGAUGACCAACAAAAAUGUAGAAAAAUGCAAGACAUUAGUUAUUCAUCGUCAUCUCGAACGCGAACAAAGUCCACUAAGAAUUUUUGUACGACAUUUUUGCUCCUUUUCACUUGCAUCCCCAUGAUUGCGGGCUCAUCAAUUCAUGCAAACGUUAAAUAUAGCACAAACAUAAUUAAAACAAAGUACGGACCACUGCGCGGUAUCCUUGUGAGAACAAAUCCUCCAGUUGAAGCGUUUUUAGGAGUUCCAUAUGCAACGCCACCAGUCGGAAGUUUGCGAUACAUGCCACCUGUGACACCGUCUACGUGGAAAAAUACUCGUCUCACAGACCGCUUUGCUCCCGUUUGUCCACAACUUCCACCUGUUCCUGCUUCUGGCCCUGAAGCUCUUCUAGAAGUACCACGUGAACGUCUAGCACAACUAAGGCGCUUGCUUCCACUUCUAGCUAACCAAUCUGAAGAUUGCCUCUAUCUCAAUCUUUAUGUUCCAAGACAAGGCGACUCUGCAGAACCUAUGGAUCAACCGUUGGCAACAAUCGUUUACAUUCAUGGCGAGUCUUAUGAAUGGAAUUCAGGAAAUCCAUAUGACGGAUCGGUUCUCGCGUUACAUGGUGGCGUCAUUGUUGUGACAAUAAAUUUUCGGUUGGGCGUUUUAGGUUUCCUUAAAACUGGUGCCAAAGGAAGUGCUCAAGGAAAUUUCGGCUUGAUGGAUUUAGUAGCAGGCCUUCAUUGGUUGCACGAAAACCUACCUGCCUUUCACGGAGAUCCAAAUCGUGUAACACUCAUGGGACACGGUACAGGAGCUGCCCUAGCAAAUAUGCUUGUUGUUUCGCCCGUGGCAGGAGACUUGGUUCAUCGGGCCAUUCUAUUAAGUGGGUCGGCAUUGUCACCGUGGGCGAUUCAGCGAGAUCCUCUUUAUGUCAAAAGAAAAGUUGCUGAACACACAGGUUGCCAUGGUGAGUUAUUAGAGGAAGAUCUGGCACCUUGCUUGCGCGGCAAAAGUGUGAAGGAACUUUUAGGAGUUCGAUUGGAUACACCAAGAUUUUUGCCUGGCUUUGCGCCAUUUGUCGAUGGAACUGUUAUUGUGAAUCCCGCUACAACUCCAAUCGAUCCAUUAACACUGCCACCUGGGUCGGCAAUUGCAAGCACGCAAGGACUCGAAUUGGCGGAUUUUCCCACGAGAGAGCUUAUAUUUGGAUUGACCUCAUUAGAAUCAUAUUUGGAUCUGAGUGCACAAGACUUAGAAUUCGGUUUCAAUGAAACACGACGCGAUAGAAUUUUACGUACAUAUGUUAGGAACGUGUAUCAUUAUCAUUUAAAUGAGAUAUUUUCAGCUUUAAAAAAUGAGUACACUGACUGGGAGAGGCCUCCACGUAAUCCAUUAAGUGCACGUGAUGCCACACUCGAAUUUUUAAGUGAUGGUCAUACGGCAGCGCCAUUAGUUCGCUUAGGUUAUAUGCAUAGUUUGAGAGGUGGACGUACAUAUUUUUUACAUUUUCGUCACCAAUCGGGCGAACGUGAUUUUCCACAAAGAGGCGGAUCCGUUCGUGGUGAAGAUGUGCCUUUUUGUCUAGGACUUCCACUAUCACCUUUAUUUCCUUACAAUUAUACCCAACAAGACGUACAAACCAGUCGUGUUUUCAUAUUAUACAUUUCACAAUUUGCCCAAACUGGCAACCCAAAUGGAUUAAUUUCAUCGUCAAAUAUUGACAUAUCUCAUGCCAAUAACAAUAAUAAGCACACGAACGUUAUAGAGCAAGAGCAUCUGCUGGCGAAUCUCCACUCGUCGGUUCUACAUCACUACGAUGAGAAUGUUCAUUUGGCUGCAAUCGGUCGUGGCAGCAGUAACGUCGCUGUAAAUAACAAUGCAGGAAUUGGAGAAAGACAAAUAAUGUCGUCUUCAUCGACAUCGCAGCCCUCAAACAGCAAGAACAAACGAAGAAGAGAGACGGAAAAAAAUAAUCGCCCUCUCGUUAGUGAGCAGAGCAUUUCAGCUAAUGGCAUUACUCUCUCUGCUAGUAUAAAUAAUCAUAAUAACAAUGUUUAUCACAAACUUCGGCGAAAACGAGCACCCAACACGUCUCCCAAUAAUAAUAACGUCGAAAAUGAAAUUGAAGAAGAAGCAGACGAAGAGUUGGAACCAGAAGAUGAGGACUAUGAGGAAGAAGAAGAUCAUGACGACGAGGAGCGCUCAAAAACUGAUAGGUUAGAUGACAUCAGCAAACUUCACAUUCCUUUUUGGGACACCUAUGACUCUAUCAAUCAAAUUUACCUGGAAAUGGGAGCCCGUGCAGAGGCACGUAAUCAUUAUCGUGGUCAUAAAUUGUCGAUGUGGUUAAGUUUGAUACCGCAACUACACUCGCCCGGAGAUACUGCUGAAAUGAAUAUGAGACAUCAUCAUUUCUUGGAAGACAGUGCUCAGUACUACGAUGGUAUCGUGCGCCAACAAUCAUUCACCCGUCCACCUGUUGUUAAAAGUCCAGUUCCCAAAAUAACGUCGACACGGGCACCGAUUAUAUCUUCUACCAUGAUGACAAUGACAGAGGUGACACCCAUCACCGCAAUACCCACAGCCACAACAGUAGAAUGUCCUCCAAAUACGACAAUUGUGCCGACAAUUGCAGCCACCCGGCCGCAACAUAACAAUAAUGGCGGCAGUAACAACAGUAACGAUAAUAGUUUAUUAAAGCGCCUCGCAAGCACACAUCUGCAAAGUUAUGCAACAGCAUUGACAAUAACAAUAGCGGUCGGUUGCUUCCUUCUCCUGCUGAACGUGUUCAUAUUCGCUGCCAUUUAUUAUCAGCGGGAAAAACGUGCCAAUUAUACAAAGCGCAAAGAAGAGUUGACUGAAACAGAUUUGAUAAAUUCUUCGUCGUCGCCUAGCAUCGAGAGGUACCAGCACAAGUUGAUCACCGGCCAAAUAGGCGGAGGUGGAGGCGGCAGCAGCUGCAGUCGCAAAAGCAGCAUGCAGAGUUUAGCUGGUGCCAAUGGUUUCGGCGAAUACGAGAUGCAUUUGAAGGAGAAACUGUGCACCGUCGAACUGCCAAUGCAGGAAUUCAGAUGUCCGUCAACGUCGAACAGCAGCGGGACCCAGUCGAUUAUCCAGGCACAUUGUGCAACGCCACAGCACCAACACAAUAUUAUUCAACACACAAACGACUCAUUAGUUGUUUAUCCGCCCACCUAUACGUCCCAUCCACCUUCUGACAAUAGUGAUAGUAUCCGCAAUGUUCUCGUAGAGCACUGUCACCAAGCAACUCAAGCCACAAAUACCGAUAAUAACUUGAUCAUGAGCGAAAGUGAUCGCGAUCUCAGUCCCGGCAUACCGGAACCACCUCCGCCACCAAAAGGGAUGCCCUUCCAAGCAGGCAUCCUUCGAAAUCAGGGUGGACCUUCCACGCCAAGCACAUCCAAGAAACGCGUUCAAAUUCAAGAGAUUUCUGUGUGACAAACAAAUUAUCAUACAUAGCUAGUAGUUAGUAUUUUAAUAUGUAAAACGUUAAAGGUGGUCAUUCAUAUGCCUCUCAUUAUCUCUCACUCACGCUCACUACUUUUUAUUUCAUAAAUAGGUGUACAACGCAAAAUAGGCCUACAAUUUUAUGUUUGCAUAUCUCUCCCUUGAUGGUAAUUUUUAAAUUGUCGGUAUAAAUGUGGCGUGCAUUUGUAUCAAUUUUACCCACACAAAC
Molecule: messenger RNA, 5317 nt
Organism: Culicoides brevitarsis
Lineage: Eukaryota; Metazoa; Arthropoda; Insecta; Diptera; Ceratopogonidae
Exons: 15
Coding region: 430-5079 (1549 amino acids)
Biological process (GO): postsynaptic membrane assembly; presynaptic membrane assembly; chemical synaptic transmission
Cellular component (GO): synapse; postsynaptic membrane; plasma membrane
Molecular function (GO): signaling receptor activity; neurexin family protein binding
Source: RefSeq, a predicted model, not a curated record